Molecule: messenger RNA, 1771 nt
Organism: Boeremia exigua
Lineage: Eukaryota; Fungi; Ascomycota; Dothideomycetes; Pleosporales; Didymellaceae
Exons: 2
Coding region: 95-1411 (438 amino acids)
Molecular function (GO): FMN binding; oxidoreductase activity
Source: RefSeq, a predicted model, not a curated record
CAUUCCAGCAUACUCCGAAACACCCAAGUCUUCUCCAAUUGAUUCGAACAUUAUCUGCAACAUAUUCCAGCAAACCCUACCAUACACCUCCAACAUGACUUCCACAGCGAGACAUGAGUCUGAUUCCAAGGACGCUUCCGCUCUAUCUAAGCCUUUGAAGUUCGAAUUCUCCGGGCGGACAGCUCCCAAUCGCUUCCUCAAAGCAGCCAUGACCGAACGCAUGUCUAGUUGGGAUCCUGAAGUCCUUGAGGCCCGUGGCAUACCAUCUAAGGACCUUAUCAACCUAUACAGCAAGUGGGGUGAAGGAGAAAUUGGCCUCAUUAUCUCUGGCAACAUUUUGAUCGAGUAUGAUCACCUUGAAGCAACUGGUAACGCCAUUGUUGCCCCCAAUUCUGAGUUCUCUGGUGAACGCUUCGAGUCGUUCAAAAAAGUAGCAUCAGCAGCCAAGAAGAACGGAUCCUUGUUCGUUGGUCAGCUCAAUCACCCAGGACGACAAGUGAACUCACGGCUCCAGAAGAACCCUAUCUCUGCCAGCGAUAUUCAGCUCGAAGGCAACAUUCUGGGGACAACUUUCGAGAAACCACGCGCUGCAAGCAGCGAAGAUAUUUCUAGGAUUGUUGAGGGCUUUGCCUUUGCAGCAGAGUACCUCGACAAGGCUGGAUAUGAUGGCAUUGAGCUUAACGCAGCUCAUGGAUACCUCCUUGCUCAGUUUCUCUCUCUAACUACUAACCACCGUACUGACAAGUAUGGUGGCACAAUUCAGAACCGCACUCGCAUUAUUGUUGAGAUUGCCAGUUCUAUUCGGAAGCGCGUGUCAGCCAACUUCAUUGUUGGCAUCAAGCUAAACUCAGUGGAGUUCCAGUCUAAGGGCUUAAAUCCAGAAGAGGCUGUAGAGAUCUGCAAGAUUCUUGAGGAGAACAUGUUUGAUUUUGUUGAACUCACUGGCGGCACAUAUGAGAAGCUUGCGUUCCAGCACCAACGCGAGUCAACCAAGAACCGCGAGGGGUUCUUCCUUGAGUUUGCAGAGCUCAUUGCUCCCGCUCUAUCCAAAACAAAGGCUUACGUUACUGGCGGCUUCAAGUCAGUUGGCGCCAUGGUCAAGGCCCUCGAUGCCCUCGAUGGUGUGGGUCUUGCCCGUCCAUUAGCACAGGAGCCUGAUCUUUGCAAGAACAUCCUCGAGGGAAAAGUCACAGGUGCUAUCAAGCAACUUGCCGAUGACUUUGCCCUCACCAACAUUACUGCUGGCGCUCAGUUGCGCCAGAUAAGCAUGGGCGUUGAGCCUAUCGACCUUAGUCGCCAGGAAAAUCUUGAUGCGCUCAUUGAAACCAUAGGUGCAUGGGCCAAAGAGGUGGCGAAUGACAGCAGGAUGCUCAUGCAUGGAUACCCAGAGGUUACAACCGCACGUGCAUAGCCGUAUAAGACCGCGCUGAUGGAGCUGCACCUCGGCUGAGCGCGCUGCAGGGAUCUGGGUGCUGGCUGUCCAGGGCUUAUGUGGGGACUGUGGGGGAUCAGAGACGGUGGUUGCAUGUGAGCCGCAUUCACAAAUAAACCUUCAAAACACUGAAAAACAGGCAAUGGUAACAAAGGCAGGCCCGGAAGCAUUGACGUAGGGAUGCAGAGCAGCGGCGCUGGGUUGGGCGUUGGGAGUCUUGCGGCUUCGUGUUGGGUUUGGGCGUUAGGGGUGGCAGUGGCACGUUGCGGAUCCCGGGCCUCUUGGGCUUCUGGGGAGGAUUGUGGGGAUUUGGAUGUGUCUGUAGUUGUGCUGAGCGGA